AAACGAUGAAAUUGCCUCAGAUGAGUUCGAAAAAGUAGGUUUGCGACUGUUCAGGCAGUGUAAAAUGCGAUCAUUUGGGACAAAGAAUAAAAAUAAAGAAUCAUUCAAAAUACAAUAGGGACCUCGCAGGUCGUUGCCUGCUCGGGCCCUAAAUAAUAUGCCUAAAUAUAGCUGCAGGUUAUGGUAGAACUACAACACCCACAAUUCCCUGCCACCGCCAGCAACAAGGAAGUGUGAUCGAUCGGUAAACGUCAAAUAUGUUGACAUCUCUCCUGUGGUAGCCUACGCGUCAAAGUGUUUUAGUAGCUGUCCGCAUAAUAUUGCUCACAUCUUAAGUCAUGGCAGGAAAGACCCAGGAGCUUAACGAAUCCGUAGUGAUCCGCAGCCUCAGGCGGUUCAGAGACAGGUAUUUCUCAAACAGUGGGAAAGUUCAUAAAGACAACCUGACGCCUGCAGAAGGUACAGGAGGAGAGACACAACCGGGAUUUCUGGACAUCUUACCUGUGGACAUACACUUCCUGAUCAUGACCUUUUUGUCUCCUGCGGACAUCUGCUGCCUGGGAGCAACCAGUCGGUACUGGAGGGCCGUGGUUAGAGAUCCAUUGCUGUGGAGAUACUUCCUGCUCAGGGACAUGCCAUACUGGCCCUCCAUUGAUCAUGUGAGCAUGCCUCAACUGGAGUUAUUGGAUGUGCCGCUAGUCAAUGAAGAUGAGAGUCUGGAUGAUAGAGAAGAAGGGGAUGACAAAGGGAUGGAAUCGAAAGUUGACUACAUGUCAGAAUACCUGAAAGGCUGUCCGUCCUGCAGACAACAAUGGCUUCCUUCACGGCCUGCAUAUGAGGUCGUGACCUCGUUUCUUCAGUCGCUGGUGUCCCCAUCCGAACCACGUUAUGCCAUGUUUGGCCCUGGCAUGGAACAGCUGGAUGUCUCUUUAGUCACAAGGCUCAUGUAUGCUCCAGAUGUGCUUCCUGUGACAGGCACUCCUCAAAGACAGAUAAAUGGUAUUGGCUCAGGGAUCAGUUACAUGUUCAACAAUCAACACAAAUUUAAUAUCCUGACUCUGUACUCAACCAAUAGGGCAGAGAGGGAAAGAGCCAGAACUCAACAGCAGAGCAUCAAUAAUAAACUUUUUACCUUUGAAGGAACCAAUGAUUCAGGACUUCCAAUCUACAGUCCUGCUCCUCAGGUCCAGCAAGUGUGCCAGGUGGUGGAUGGUUUCAUCUAUGUAGCCAAUGCAGAGCCUGAGAAAGGUGAGAGGGAGUCGGAGGUGGCUCAGAUUCGGGCUGUGAUGAGUUGUGCUGAGGGUUCAGCAUCCAGACCUCUGCUGGUGCUCUCCUGUGUUUCCAGAGAAGAACCGGAAGCAAUCAGUGCAACCAGCCUGCAAAGUUCAAACAGCAGAAACAGGACCAGGUGGCGAACUCCCUGUGUUGCCAUGGCAAAGAGACUCGGGCUACCACAGCUGGCUAACCCCUGGAUGGUUCAGGACACAGUAGCAGAAUCCCUGUCAGGUCUUCUAGAUGGCAUUUCCUGGCUGCUGAGAUGUUCUGGAGUCAAACUCCAUGGUAGCUAAUUUAAAGUUAUCUAACUUCUUCUGCUGCCAGAUGAAUGAAAACCACAGACCUCACUGCUGCGUCAUCCUGACAUCCUAAUGAGACACACUACGGUAUUUCCGAGUAAUGUAUACCACAUGUGCACUGAAUUUCUAUGGACUGGCAGUGGGAUUUAAUGAAUUGGAUCAGCAGUAGAACUCAUGGGUUUCUAACUAUUAUUAUUGAUCCAAGAAAAUGAGAGCGGCUCCAUUCUUAUUUACAGAAAGAGACAUUUGAAAGAGUUACAUAUAAACUGGGGUUGUUGAGCACUUAGCUCUAUGGAGCUGCUGGGUAAUACAUGCCUUGCUUAAAGUAAAAAACAAACAAACAGACUUGACUACAAGACUAGCGGUAUAAUCUACACCCACACAUUACAAUGUUAUGUUAAUUAUUUUAAUUAAGGCACUUUAAUUCGUGCGGCAUAUCAUGACAUGUGUUUACAAUUGACUACUGCUAAUCAGGUGGCCCACUGUUAUAGAGAUUGUCAUUUUUUUUACAUGACAUUUUUUUAUUCACUGCUCAUAAAAACCUGACACAACUUUUUAUUUUACGUUUAAGUGUGUGCCAACAACCUUCCAACAGAAAGUCAGCUUUUAAAACUUGAUGAUCAAUGCUAUGAUGUGAUUUUUAUACCCAAACUACAACACAAGCAAUUUAAUUUCUUUACUUUAUUUUGAAUAAUAUAUGUUUAUGCAAUGUAUAAAUGUUGUUUUUUGAUAAAUGCUAUAUGCUCUUCUGAUUUUAAAUGAUUAUCGUUUGCGGCACAAUUAAUUUGUUUUGCAAAUGGUUUCAAAAUGACAGAUUUUUCUUGGAGUGGAUGAGUUACAUAUUCAGUCUCUAACACCACUGAUAACUUUAUUAAAUGUUUGUUAAAUAACUAGUAAAUUGCUGUUAAGUAAUCACAACGAAGAAUAUAGUUUUUGUAUUUUUUUCUUUUCAUCCUUUUUUUCCUCCGUUCAUCGUUUUAUCUUGUGCACAUAUGCACAAAUUUAAACUCUUUUGAGCAGUGGAAGGUAUUUCAUUCCCCUUCCUUUACUUUCCUCUGAGGUCAGUCCUGGCAGGAAUAGUUGAGUCCACAUCUAUAUGUCAGCAAAAGAGGAAGAAUAUCCAGUUUUGGCCACCAGAGAGUGCUAGUUGUAGCUGUUUGGUUCAGUGCUUGGUUACUACUGCCUUUCUAGCUGCCUUGACUGUUUGUCUGGUAAGUGAAAGGCUGCCAUGACCAUAGAGAUAUGAAAUGUGAGAAAUAAUCUUUAAACAUAGUUAUACCAUAAUCACAGCAGGACUAGAGGACAGCAGUGUUGGUAAGGAAACAUUUGUAUUGGCACUAAAUUACCUUCCAUUUCUAACAGACUACUUAAACAGAAAUUACAAUAAUUUGAUAUCUGAACCAAUACAGGCAUCUGCUUACAAUAUAUUAAGUUUAUCUUUUUUUUUUACUCUAAAUGGCAUCAUAAUUAACAAAAUGAACAUCAUGUUGUACUGAAAACUUGAAACCAGUGAUUAAGACUAUAAACUCAUUAAGAAAAUAUUUACUGAGGUAAUGAAUCAACUGAAAGCUAGGGACAAUUUCUCAUGGACUUCUUCACAAUCCAACUUCUUUUGGGAACCAUUGGAGUUGCCCCCUGCUGGCCAUUACAAAGAAUGCAGGUUUGUAUUGGCUUUACUUCCAAGACCGAGAGGUUGCUGCUUGAUUUUCAAAACUAACUGAUAUAUGUAAUCUGUUUUUAAUUUUCAGAGUGUUUACUUUAAAUAGACUAGCACAGCGGACUAGUUUAUAACUAAUACAAGGUGCUAGUCAGCUGCGCUAAUACUUAAAUUAACUCAUUAGAAAGCCAGAUGUCUAACUGAUACCUAACUAACAAAUGGGGGUAAAUGCAUAAUCAAUUUUUCUGUAGAUUUCGAAACUGAAUAAAAUGUGAGGAUUAGUCAUAAGGUCUCCACUUUGAGAUAGACCCCCCUGUCCCCACUGACCCUGGAUCUCCCGCCAUAAAGGGUUUUUUUGUUUUGGAGUGUUCUACUGUUAUUAAUUCAGAGAAUCAGUCCGUCUCCUAAUAACAUCAGUAUGUGGCUUUGUAAGGCAGGCAAUUGUAGACAAUCUUGAUUAGUCCUUCUAGACUGACAUUGAUUGAAAUCAAAUCAGUAACACUCUUAAUUUCUGUUCUUGCAUGUGUUGAUUUCCAUGAUUGAGUUCCAGCACAAUUACAGCACUUAAAUGUGUCAGAUAGUGUGUUUAGGUUUCAGGUGUUUGUCCAUUGAAAAUCACCUCCUGUUUCAUAUUCGAUGUCCCUGCUGGCCAUGUUCACAUGUCCUAACGGCUUCAUGUAAGGCAUGACAAGAUAAUGUGCCUCACUGAUGCGCUUUUGUUCUAGUCCCCUAGGUAACCAUGAGUCUUUGGUAUGUUCCCCCCAGCAGGCCUUCCAUCAAAAGGUUCUUUUGUCUCAACAAUCAUUUUUAGAGACAUACAGAUUUAGAAUAGGACCAUGAUUGGUGCAAUUUAGGUGCAUUAAGCUGAGCUGAAUACUGCUGAAGCGGAGAUUGAUUUUUUUUUUUUCGUGAAAUUUUAAGGGAAAUGAUGGACUCGGCCAUGUGUGCGUGAGAGAGUUUCUGAGAGGCAGAAUCUAACUUGUCAUCUCAACUCAUUGCUGUGUAGAUAGGAUGUAUAUCUCUUAGGUCCUCACUGCACAGUUAUUUACCAACAAUGUAUGUUUCAAUGUCCACCAUCGUUCCUUCGGGUGCUGGAAAUCCUUGCAAACACUUGAAUUGGAAUGUGAUGUUUUCAAGGUUCAAUCAGUGCUGUAUUAAAUGUUUUAUUUUUUACAAAGCUGAACCAGGGACAAGCUUCAUAUAUUGUCCCUAAUUGCAUUAUACAUAAAAGGUUUAAUAAAUGCUUGGACUAUAAGUACUGUGUUUGAAACUGCUAAUUAUAUAUUAAAUAUAUGUUAUGCAAGUCUACUUACAAACAGGAAACACAUUUGGUGACCCCUUUCUAGAAUGCUGUCACAAAACAUAACGUUGGUUGUUUGUAGCACAAUAACAUCUAAUUUAAUGUGAUGAAGAAGUGUAAUAAUUAUUAUGUUGUGUAUGCUCUAUGUACUGUAGAUUAAUAUGUAAUAUACCACAGAUGUAAGGUGCUGGGAUAGUUUGAAAAUGCACGUUGAUAAUGCUUGAAAAAGGGCUUUAGUUUGACUUUGGAACCUGACUGUCCAACAAUGAAGAUGGACCACAUUAAAAAAAAUAGCACAUAAACCACGGGAACCAGUUUUCUAGGUAGGAAUGCAGGGAAUAGCUGCUUAAUCAUUUGUUAUUACUCUGUGAUCCUCAUGGAGCCAUUUGGAGGUGAAGACCUUCUGCUGAGGAAGGACUGGCUCUGUCAGUGUGGGUGGUUAUUUGGGUAGUUAUAGUCUGAAUGAAUGAAAGUAUGAAUAAAGAUGAAAUACUUUUUUUGUGAAUGCAGACUAAAGGGAAUAAACUAGCCAUGAAGUUACUGCUGCUUUGCAGCCAGGAUAUGUUGGAUCCACUGCUGGAACUUGCUUGGAUAAGAUAUUUUCAGAGACUUUUCAUUUAGACUGCAGACUGUGGACCAUUAGCACACAUCCCUACAUAAUGAUGGCUGGGGUUUGGUGGGGGAGGUUCCUGGGCCUUGUUUUGGAAGGUUGAAUGAGUACCAGACCUCCAGCUGCUUCUUGUCUUCUGAAAUCAAAAGGGGCCUCUGGGAUAUGAUGUCACAAGGAAGAAACCUCUAUUUACUGACCUAAAACAGUUUACAGAAGUCUGCAACAGUUUGUGGACAAUUACCCUGCAUGUACAAUGUGUAUAGAGACGCAAGGAUGCAAAUGCUAUUUGGAAAUAGUGUGCAUAUAAAAGGCAAUAAAGUCAGAGACUGAUUAAAAGGCUCUUCUUCUGUGCUUUGCAGCCUCUUAAACUUGGUGUCAUACCAAAUGUAUGAGAGUUGUUCCUGUUUGAUGAAGCAGAGUUUAAUGCAGUUCAGUUUAUAGCAUUCUUUGCACAGCCUGUGGCAAUAGAAAAAAGUAAUCAGCACGUAUUGCACAGCCAGUCUACUUACUUAUGUAAUAUGCAGAAUGUUUUGGCAGAGGUAUUUCCUAUAUAUU
Molecule: messenger RNA, 5696 nt
Organism: Centropristis striata (black sea bass)
Lineage: Eukaryota; Metazoa; Chordata; Actinopteri; Perciformes; Serranidae
Gene: fbxo4
Product: F-box protein 4
Exons: 7
Coding region: 339-1568 (409 amino acids)
Biological process (GO): SCF-dependent proteasomal ubiquitin-dependent protein catabolic process; protein polyubiquitination
Cellular component (GO): SCF ubiquitin ligase complex
Molecular function (GO): protein binding
Source: RefSeq, a predicted model, not a curated record